GCCCUCGACCAAUGGCAUUGACUGUGGGAGGAGCGCGGUUCGGCCAGUCCGCCGCCAGCCUGCAACCCGCCCGGCGGACGAUGCCCCCCCCGUCUUUGGCGGGCAGGAUCUUAAGAGAGCCCCACCCCUGCCCAGUCUGCCGCCAAGCCUCUGCGGCCGCCUCUUCUGCCGGUUCCGAGAAGGCACGCGAAAGGGGCAUGCCCUGGGGAGGGGCACCUGCGGAUGGGCCCAUAAAGAGGGGACGGUCUAAGUCGGCAGCCACAGGGCCACUUGCUUCCCCCGUCCCUCCUGGGAUGGAGCCUUGCUGUGCCCUAUGGGCAGUGCUCGCCCUGCUGAAAGGCCUGAAGGGCCAGACCUCAAACACCCAGCCAGGCGUUCCCUCCGUGUUACGGAGCUUCCAGGAAGACCAGUUCCAGGGGGAAUGGUUUGUGGUUGGCCUGGCGGGAAGCACCCACAGGAAGAUGGACAGGUUCCUGCUGACCCCAUUCACUGCAGUGUUCGAGCAAAAUAAGAACAGCCACCUUGAAGUGUCAUAUGCCAUGACCCGGGGCCACCGCUGUGUCUCCUGGUCGUACGUGCUGAUUCCGGCGGCAAAGCCUGGGGGAUUCUCGGUGGAGAGCAGGGAGGAGCCCGAGGAGGUCCAGGUGUAUGACACUGACUACAGCGUGUUCGCUCUGAUGCUGUUCAGAAGACAGUCCAGCGGCCAGAGCGUCGUCAGGGUUAACCUGCUAUGCAGGAUGUGGACGGUCCAGACCGUGGUGCUGGACAAAUUUGUCUGCCUGCUGCAAGCGUUGGGCCUGUCGGACGACAACGUCGUCUUCCCAGACCUGACAGGAGCAUUUCCCACAUCUGGCCCUUCCCACGUGUGUGACCACAUGUAAAGCACAGGCACACAGGCAGACACGGUGCUGACGUGGGCACACGCCCCUGCUCACACACGCGUGCACGCACGUGUGCACACACAGGGACACAGCGUUCACAAGCACGAGCCUGGGAGGGCCCCGCUGCACCUCUGCAGUGAGCCUGGGGGCUGGGGGCAGGGUGGCACCCUGGAGGGUAUGUCCCUCCGUCCUUGGCCAGCCUCCCGCCCCGGCGCCUUCUUCCAGGCAGCUGCAGGCCCCCUCCCGUCCUGGGCCCCAGCGCCUCUCCCCUCCCCGGAGCUGUGGGCCCUCAUGCCUCCUCCAGCUCUGUCCCGGCUCUGCUCCGCCUGCAUCUGAGCCUCUGUCUCCCCCGUCAGACUGGUCACCCCAGCCGGGGACGUGCUGAAGUUGGACGCGGCUCCUCCCCGGCAAGGCCUCUCCCCUGCUCGCAGCGUGGAAUAAAGGCUCUGUGUCGGGGUCCAGCCGUGUGAGCCACCGUGACCUUGGGGUGGGGGGGUAGUGCGAGUAGGGGAAGGCCCUCCGAGCGCACUCAUGCCCACCCCUGCCCACCAGGCCCAGUCUCCUCAGGAGUGCGUCUUCGCCGGUCACUGCGGGUCCCUGCGGGUCCCCUCCGUCCUGCCCGCGUGGCCCCCAGCGACACGAGUUCACAGACCCCUCCACCUUCCCA
Messenger RNA from Lutra lutra (Eurasian river otter), 1548 nucleotides. It is a transcript of the gene LCN12, whose product is annotated as lipocalin 12. Lineage: Eukaryota; Metazoa; Chordata; Mammalia; Carnivora; Mustelidae. The record is from RefSeq and is a predicted model, not a curated record. The coding region runs from base 12 to 881 and encodes 289 amino acids. The transcript has 7 exons. Gene Ontology annotation, molecular function: small molecule binding.